Pristis pectinata (smalltooth sawfish) is the source of this 4281-nucleotide messenger RNA. RefSeq lists its product as uncharacterized. The coding region runs from base 195 to 1127 and encodes 310 amino acids. The record is from RefSeq and is a predicted model, not a curated record. The transcript is spliced from 3 exons. Gene Ontology annotation, cellular component: membrane. Lineage: Eukaryota; Metazoa; Chordata; Chondrichthyes; Rhinopristiformes; Pristidae. Gene Ontology annotation, molecular function: protein binding.
ACCUUGAUCAGAAUUGAAAAAGACAGAGCUCUUUUCCAGUUCUGAUGAAGGUUCUUUGUCCUGAAAUGUUAAUUCUGUUUCUCUUUCCAGAGAUGUUGUCUGUUUUUCCCAUUUCUUGGCAGAUCUGGUACAGGCUCUAUGAGAACCCAUUCAUUUGAAGGAGGAUUUAUAUCUGGUGAAUUGGGAAGUGCAGGAUGAAGACUAUCACUGUGGUUGUGGUCCUGUUUCACAUUGAGUCGAGCUUGGGGACAAAAUGUGAGGGCAUCCCGACAUUGAACAGAGGAGAAGCCAUCAAUUGUUCACGCCACUGCCUAGACUGGUCUGAGUUACAGCUUACAGCUCUGACAUCCUUGUCACUAAAAAACUGUGGAAUAUCUCGCAUUAUUAACAUUACUGCCAAUACAGAGCUGAGGAAACUGAAUCUCAUGAAUAACAAACUGCAGGACCUUCCACAAAAUUUCCUUAAAAGCUUUUCAAAAUUAACGGAAUUGAAUCUCGUUGGGAACCCUCUAAAAUCCAUCCCGCUCAGUCUCAUCAAGGAAAUAAAUGUCAAUUUUAGUUGUUCUUGCCAUGUCUUGGAAGGUAUAUUUCACAGUUGCGGGGAGUCAUUGAAUUGCACACAGAGUUCCCUGAACAAUGUAAGUUGCAUUGGACGAAACGGAAUUGAACCGUUGACUUUGGACAAUUUCUAUAAAGCUGAGUGCACAGGGUUAAUGCUUGUCUACAUCCUUGUUCCAAUCUUGAUUAUUGUUGUCAUUGCAAUUGUUGUUCUUGUGCUGGUGAAAUAUCGCUCAAAGAUCACCACUCACUUCUCACCACCUCCAAGCAAACGGCAGUCAGUGUGUUCAACAGACCGUGGGCAGGAGAGAUAUGCAAGCGCAGCGAACUGGAAAGAUGCAGCGGCAGGAUCACAUGGAGCUGCCCGGGAAACACCUCACAGGGAUUACGAAAACGUCUUUAUGGAGGAUUCGGACAAGGCAAGGAAGCAGCAGACUCCUGACGAUACUUACUAUCUGGAGAGUGAUGCAGCUUGUGAAAUUUACCAAAAUGAGCAGCCUGUCUACUGUAACUACACUGGGCCAGCUGCUAAAGCAGAGGAUGAUAUAUACAUUGUACCUGACCAUUAAAUACAAUAUUGGGAUUCCCCCAAAUAUGUGCAAAAUCUCCAAGUAGACAUUUUAUUCCAUUUCCCUUUGAUAAUGGUCUUGAAAACCUCUCACUUUUAAGAACCUGGACAGAUAGCAGGGACCACCCAAACGGAGCAUCUGGAACACAAAAUGAACAUCUGGAGCUUAACCUGAACAAUGUAACUUAACAAGAACAUCAGUAUUGCAACCUAAACUCAGCUAUUAUAUAUAGAAUUCAAGCUAAACAUACGUGGACUACAGUAGAAAAUCAGGAAGCUCACAAAACAAUAGAAAUCCGUCUGAAAUCCAUCAGAAGAUUAAGAACUUGAACAAAUAUCAGGACUCUUCCAGCAUUAUAUUGAAACCAAAUAGCUGAGUGUUUAUUGUAUUGUUAAGAUUUUUUUUCCCAAGUGGUGAACGUAGCAGCAGGAGGUUGUGGUUCGAAGCAGAAUGCUGGGGUGGUGCACUAGUGCCUUAUGUGGUUUUGUGUUUGCAGUUUGAUACAAUCAGAAUGACAGAGCUUUAGGAUUGGGAUGGAGAGGAGGUCAGAGAGUCAUAGAACUGUAGCAGUCAGCAAGGAUAUCAGGAACUAGUUAACAGGAGCAGGAAGUGCCAGUCAGUGAAAAUUUAGGUAUAAGAAUCAGAGUUAUUGAGGAAAGGAGGAACUAAUCAGAGGAACUGAGGGAAACUGACCAAUGGAAGGAAGAAUUAAUCAGAAUGUUCAUUAGCUGCUGUUCAGUGGGUUCUGACAGAUCUGGCACUAUGCUAGGAGCACACUGGGAAGACAUCAGUGCAGUGGGGCUACACUGGGAGCACAUUGGCAGAACAUUGGGAGUACAAUGGGUGUGCUCUGAGAGUACACUGGACAGCACAGAGAGCAAACUGACACCACAAUGGGAGCACAUUGGUAUGACACUGGUAGCAUGCAGGGGGCAUACAUGGAUAUUCGGAGCAAGUCAUACUUACCUGAAUAAACUAAUAAUCAAGGACAACUUGACCCAAAUCUGCCACAUAUAGUUGGGUCCUAUCAGACUCAGGUUGAGUAGCCAGGUUCCACUCUGCAAUAUCUUGGUUUGCCGCUUACCACUGGAUCAGACAGGCACUGUAUUCAAUGAUUUUAUAUACUUUGAUUUCAGUGAGAAACAGGCAGCAUUUCGGGCACUGGGAGUUGCCAGCAUUUCUGGCUUCCUACAUGUGCUAGCAGCCAUGGACUACACUCAUGUGCCAUCAGGGCUGCCAUGAAACUCCUGGACCAUUUCCUUGACAGAUUCCACUCCCUCAAUAUUCAGUUGCUUGUGGACCAUCAGAGAAAGUUUCUGAUGGUGAAUGCCACAUUUCCGGGAAGCACACGGGACAUUUCCAUCCACAGGGACACUGAGCUGUUGAACAUUUUCCACAGUUGGUACUGCCCAGAAGGAUGGAUGCUGGGGGGAGGGGGAGGGGGGUGGGUGAGGGUGACCCUCUACUUCCCUAGCUCCUCCUAACAUAGCAACUGGAUACCGUGAUGUGGGAGCCACGUAUCAGAAUUAUUGUGGAAAGUACCCUUCAAUUUCCAUUGCCUGCAUCAGUCUGGGGGCAGCCUGCAGCAAACACACCAGCAGGUGCAGUGGUUGCACCAUUGUGCGCAGAGUGCAACACAACCCAGCAAUCGGCGGGCAGCAGUCAGUGUGCAGAGAAGAGCAAUUGCAGGCUUGGACCCCGAGGAGCAAGAGGAGCAGGAGGAUGGGACAGGCUGCUGUGGGGAGGGUGGAGGCAUUCUAGCAAAGCAGAAACAGCCUCAAGAGCCAGCAGAGCAGAGGAAAGAGGCAUUGACUGCAUGAAUUAUUAGGACUUCCUGACUGAGAGACACCUUUCAUAGAAGUUUGCUCAAUCAUUGUGCCCAGUGCAGAUAACUAUCCCCUCCACACUCCAAUCUUUGACAGCAACAUGGUUCAUCUGUAAUCAACUAACAGCAUAAGUGGCACAUAAAAGUCGCUCACAAACUCCUCUGCACAUCCACCUGUACUGAUGAGAACAUACCAAUGCAUGAAAUACUGAUUCAGUUACUGAAGUGUCAUGCUACAAUUGUUAUUGUGGUCUGCUGGAGUGCUGGAGCCUGAUAUACCUUGUGAGGACAUGAAAUUUAUUCUUGUGUUGCUCGAGUGAGUGGGGAUUCUCACACAGAGGAGAGAGCUGGCGCCACAUCCUACUGGACUGUAUGUGAUGGACAUAAUGGGUCUCCUUGCUUCCCAGCACAGAGCACCUUCCUCCUGCCUUGUAUAGAAACAUAGAUGCUUAGAAAAUAGGAACAGAAGUAGACCAUUUGGCCCCUUGAGCUUGCUCUGACACUCCUUACAAUCAUGGCUGAUCCUCGAAUUCAAUGUCAUAUGCUUGCUUUCCCCCAUACCCUUUAAUAUUUUCUAUGUUUAGAAAUCUAUUCAUCUGCUUCUUAAAUAUAUUCAGCAACUUAAUCUCCACAGUCUUCUGUGAUAGAGAAUUCCACAGAUUUACCAUCCUCUGAGAGAAGAAAUUCCUCAUCAUCUAAGUCCUAAAUAUUUUAUUCCAUAUCCUGAGAUUGUGAUCCCUUAAUUAUAGAACUCCACUAGCCAGGAGAAACAUUCUUCCUGUAUCCAGUCCAUCAAGCCCCGUUAGAACUUUGCAUGUUUCGAUGAAGUCUCCCCUCAUCCUUCUAAACUCUACUGAAUACCUGCCCAGUCAACCCAAUCUCUCAUAUCUAGUUGACUAGAACUUCUCUCUUUGAGUGAAUCUGGGAGUCCUCUUCCUCUCCCUGCAGCUUCUGUCUCCUCAGUGCAGCCUUAAUGUGCACUUCUGUCUGGAUGUCAUGAGGAGUGUGCCUUUAAGAGCCAACACCCUUCUCCAAUUGGUGAGUUGUGAAUUUUCAGAAGUUGUAUUUAGCUGAGUGUUGUGCCUUCAGGAGUAGGGCAGCUGCUGAUCUGGGGCACGCUUCUGUGUGUGAAUCACCCUAAUACUCUUUUAAAUGCCUUUUUGACCAAUUUUACAAUAUUCUGGGGGCAAAUCAUCGUAUUCUUAAAAAAGUGAAAUCUAGUUCCUAGGCACAUAUGUGCAAAAUAUCAAUGAUGUGAUUUUAUUUGUAACUCUUGGAAAAUAACUUCAUGAUUGAUUUAAAUGUCAUUGAGGAUUGAAUAAACAACGA